AUUCAACCACUCUACAUCUUUCAUUCACUUGCUAAACGCUAAGAUGAACACUGGCAAAACUUUGAAGGAGGCUCUCCAGAAUGCCCAAGCUGACGGUCGUGUUACCGUUGGAGUCUACGAGUGUGCAAAAAUAAUGAACGAAGACCCUGACAGUGUGUCUUUCUGUGUGCUGGCAACUGAUGCCUUCGAAUGUGAUAUAGCUCUUCAGAUUCACUUCACUCUCAUCCAAGCUUUCUGCUUUGACAACGACAUCAGCAUUGUGAGAGUCAAUGACAUGCAGCGCAUCGCAAAGAUUGUUGGGGACAAAUCUGAACAUAUGGAGGACGCCCACUGUGUCCUCAUCUCGAACCCUACUGAAGGUUCUUGGGAGGAUCCGGCCCUCGAGAAGCUGCACCUGUUCUGCGAAGAAAGCCGCAGCUUCAACGAGUGGGUCCCAGAGAUCACUCUGCCUGAGCGUUGAACUGGGCCUAUACUCUUCUCUGAUCGAGAUGCUUU
This is a messenger RNA of Alosa sapidissima (American shad), 495 nucleotides long. Its product is annotated as growth arrest and DNA damage-inducible protein GADD45 gamma-like. Lineage: Eukaryota; Metazoa; Chordata; Actinopteri; Clupeiformes; Clupeidae. The transcript is spliced from 3 exons. Bases 44 to 460 code for a protein of 138 amino acids. Gene Ontology annotation, biological process: regulation of cell cycle. The record is from RefSeq and is a predicted model, not a curated record. Gene Ontology annotation, cellular component: nucleus; cytoplasm.